AUGGCCUGGCGCUGGAAAGUACGUCAUGCAUCGGCCGAGAAACGUCAACAACAGGGCGGCGCAGUGUCUUACGCCGACGUAGCUGCCAGUGGCCCCAAGCAGUCCCCCGAGGAGGCUGCUGCCCCCCCACCCCCCGAGGUCGUCACCACCGAGUCCGCCUCCACUGCCUCCCUCAUCGACGUCGACGUCCCUAGCGUGCGCACCGUGCCCUCCGACUUCCUCGAGCAGGAUGUCCAGACGGAAACACAAGCCGGGCGGCUGGAGCGCGACGAUGAAGCGGCCAAGGCCAAGAAGGCCGAGCGGGCCAAGAAGCACGCGGGCAAAAAGGCACGCGACGCCGACUCGUGGCUCGUCAAGCAGUUUUCGAGCUUGUCUGACGGCAGCGCCGGAGCCCUGGUCAUCACGAACGUCGCUGCUAUUAUUGGCGUGAGCUCCUACCUGGGUUAUCGUGCCUGGGGCCUGUACGAGAAGGGCAACCUGACGUGGAAGAAUGCCGGUGUCGGGGUUGGAAUCCUGGCUGGUGUGGGUGCUGUCGAGGCUGUUUUUGGGCGGUACUUGUACAAGGGCAAGAAAAACAGCUCGUCUUGA
This is a messenger RNA of Metarhizium acridum CQMa 102, 588 nucleotides long. The record is from RefSeq and is a predicted model, not a curated record. Lineage: Eukaryota; Fungi; Ascomycota; Sordariomycetes; Hypocreales; Clavicipitaceae.